This is a messenger RNA of Cynara cardunculus var. scolymus (artichoke), 2216 nucleotides long. RefSeq names its product cation/calcium exchanger 5. NCBI's taxonomy places the organism in Eukaryota, Viridiplantae, Streptophyta, Magnoliopsida, Asterales, Asteraceae. Gene Ontology annotation, cellular component: membrane. Gene Ontology annotation, molecular function: monoatomic cation transmembrane transporter activity. The transcript is spliced from 2 exons. The record is from RefSeq and is a predicted model, not a curated record. Bases 18 to 1679 code for a protein of 553 amino acids. Gene Ontology annotation, biological process: transmembrane transport; monoatomic cation transport.
UUUAUUCGGGACAUGGCAUGGCCUUCUCCUUCCCCAAAACCGCUUCAACCUUCCUCUUCCUCCUCUUCACUUUGAUCUUCUUCUUCCUCCUCCUAUCAAACCAUCUUCCUCCUUCCACAAUCCACCGCCGUUCACUCCUCAACACCACCACUUGUUCACACAUUCUUCAAAUCCAACCAAAUCAGCGCUGCUCCUUCUCCACCCAUCACUGCUCCGUUGACUCCAAUGGCCUCCUCAACUACUUCUCCUUUCACUUCUGCCACUUCCAUCAAAACCCUUUUCUCUCCAUCCCUUUCCUCUCACUCACCGUCGUCUUACAGUUCUACAUCCUGGUCAAGACCGCCCAGGAUCAGUUCUCCGUCGUUGUCACUAAACUAGCCACACACUUGAAUUUGUCUCCCAGUAUGGGUGCAGUCACGCUACUAGCACUUGGAAACGGCGCCCCCGAUGUGUUUGCAUCGAUCGCCGCCGUCGGUGGUGGCAACGCGCGAACUGGGUUCGGCGCGAUUUUGUCAGCCGGUACUUUCGUUUCGGCUCUCGUUGUUGGAUUUGUUGCGAUCUAUGCAGCGCCCUUCGCAGUUUCCCCUGCGCCUUUCAUAAGGGACGUUUUGUUUUAUUUGACUGCGGCGUUAUUUCUGUUCUAUGUGUACCUUAGUGCCGAGAUUUUCCUGUGGCAGGCGGUUGGAUUUGUUGGGUUUUAUUUGGCUUUUGUUGGAUUUGUGUUUUGGAUGGAUUUCGGGAUGGAUACUGGUGGGAAAUCGAAGGUUGGUAGCCGUGAGGUUGUGGGUCUUGUUGGGGAUGGAUAUGAUGAUCAUAAAGGUUCGAUGGAAAUUGAUUCUGAAAAUGGAAGUAAUGGUAUGGAUUUCACCAAGAAGAAGACAGGAUUUGGGUUUCGGCAAGCUUUUGAAAAGCAGAUAUCAAAAAUUUGGGAAUUCCCUGUAUCAACGAUGUUAAAGCUCACGAUCCCACAAGCAUCACCUUCUGAAUGGAGCAGGCUCUAUCGAUCCGCCAAUAUUGCACUAUGCCCGCUUGCUCUUAUGUACUCAUGCAAAUCAGUCAUGCCUCUAAGUCAUCCCAUUGUUUUUCUCCUUCCAAAUGUCCAUUUUCCUCUGUGGUUAGUAGUUCUCUUCGGAAGCUCAUCAAUGGCAAUUGUCCAUUUUGUAGUGGAAAGAAAGCCCCCAAGAACCGAACAAAUGCCCGUAGUGCUUAUGGGAUUUAUUAUGAGUGUGUUUUGGAUUUCCACCAUGGCCGGAGAACUCCUCAACUGUCUUGCAGCACUAGGAUCACUUAUGGAGGUGCCUCCAUCACUUCUUGGCUUAACUGUGUUAGCUUGGGGGAAUUCAGUGGGGGAUCUCGUGGCAGAUGUUGCUGUGGCCAAAGCAGGCCAACCGGCUAUGGCCAUGGCUGGAUGCUUCGCUGGUCCGAUGUUCAAUAUGCUUUUUGGGCUCGGAAUGGCUUUAGUGAUACAGACGGCUAAUGUGUACCCAGAAGCUUACGAGCUUCAAUUCCAUGUGAGUAUCGUGGUGGCGUUUGUUUUCUUGAUUCUGAGCCUGAUGGGAUCACUGUUGGUUGUAACUUGGUGCCGAUUUCGCGUGCCUAGAUUCUGGGGAUUUUGUCUUGUUGGUCUUUAUGUGUUCUUUAUAGCAUUAAGCCUGCUCAUUGCAAAGCUCCAAUUCUGAUCAUGCAUUCUGAAGAAAAUGCUGCAUGCCCAUUAACUCAGACAGACCAUUUGACCAUAUUCUCGGAAAACCUGUGAUCUGAUGAUAUAUGAUCUUACACGUGAUAUAUCUUCCGUGUUAUGGGUUGGAAGGUUGAUGGUUUGUAUGUUGGAUCAGGUAUUGUUUGAAAUUUUUGGAAGUCAGUUUGUAUCGGUUAUAUUCAGCUAACAAGCGGGAUAGCUGGCUUGAGAAGGGAAAAAAAGAAGGUAUACAGAAGGAACGUGUACAAUAGUGCAGAUCGAUGGCAAGAAUUGUAGACGUGUGCAUUAUAUACUAAACGAUGUGGCGUAAUGUUGUUCCUAUCGUCUCUUGUUUAGUGUUGAACGAAAAGCUCUGUUAUCCUGCUUUGUUAAAAUGCUCUUGUAAUACCAACAGCAAUCAUAUCGUUGUAAAUCCCACACAAAAUAGGGUUUUGGAGCAUAAGAUAUGCGUCUUAUUAACAAGCGUAAAGAUCUAUGUACCAAUUUAUGCUGUACCUAAAAAUGCCAAAAAUUUCGG